CGAACACCGAGGUCGGCCCCUGAGGGCAGAUGCUGUGUUUCUGCGUGAGGAUCAUUGAGGGCUGAUCCUCUUUUGCAUCAUCGGAGGUGCUGGUUUAUAUAUCGCCAUCUGCAGAUCUCGCUGUUGUUGUGUCAUUUGCAAGAUGUCGGGCACCGAUGCGGUCGCGGCGGCGGCAGCAGCAGCAGCAGCAGCCUCUGGUGGCCGGGGGACCUGGCGCGUGUCGGCGGCAGAUGAGAGCAGCGACGUCGGCACAUGGCUGGAGAUGAGCACAGACAUGGCCAGUGACCUCAUCGUCGCACUCAAGAAGAAAGACGCUGGCCGAUAGAUAUCGAGCAGCGUUAGCAGGCCCUGGGAGGCCCCUCACAGGACCCAUACAUAGUGCCCACGGUAAGGCGGGAAUUGGAUGAGGGAUGUCUGCAAUGGCAGCUGAUCUGUGCAUGUGGAUGGUGCAGGUGCAGCUGAUGAGUUGUGUGUGCUGCGAGGUGGCGUGUUGGCCACUCUGUGUGGUGAAUGGGCGGUUUGACGAGGGAGGCGCUGAUCAAGGAUCCCAACGAGUGGUCAGCCCGGCCGGCAGUCAGUCCGUUAGGACAGGGCAACUGUCCACCGUCUGUGUGCGUUUCCCUCAGGCUCAUCAAUCGGCGAGUUGGCCGUAUACGAGGUUGGGGAUGUGGACGACAUCACACAGCCCGACGCCAAACAGAACGACGCCACAUUCAGGUGUGUACGCACCGACACAAUGGGGAGGGGAUGAAUGGCAUUGGCGCACUGUGGUCUCCAUCCAUCUGUGUGUGUGGUGCUGCAGCCAGCUAUUGGGUAGAGUACCUGACGGCCAAUCCCUCCAAUUGAGGAGACACCACCGCCACGCACGUCCACAUCCCGCCCGCCCGUCACACGGGACAAUCCGACCCCAGCAGCAGGACGGCCAGGGUGAGGGUGAGGGUGAGCAGCCCGAGGUCGAUCCAGCCAGUGGCGAUGCGAUCCGGUGUCUGUGGCGGCCCAGCUGCCCGACAUCAUCCGCAAGGCCAUGGCGGAGAGAGAAGGCCUGCGAGCACCAGAGGCUCAUAGCCAUCAAACCACUACUCAAAUCGGGCAAUAUAUAAUGAGGACGAUGCGGUAGGUAAAUCAACCACGACCGACGGAGACUACAGCUCGUUUGCCGAUCGAUGGGCGGCUCCAUCUGUCUAUCUGUGUGAGUGUCUUUGGUGUGUUGUGUGUUCAGUUGCUGUCGAUUGACGUCUUUGGGACGACAGUGACGAUCACCAUGACCGUGGCCAAAGGGCGACGACUCAACCUUGGCCAAUCGGUUCAUCAAGUACACAAUGACAACCCAAUGGCUACACCGCACAGCCAUCCCUCCCUGCCACGUGUGUGUGUCAGGCAGGUAUGCCCUUCUGUGAUGACGGUUUGGUGCCGGUGGACUACGUGCGGCGCGUUGUCGACAUCGUCACGCGGGCGUACAUCAAUCGACAGAGCAAUCACGGCCGAGGACGUUCAGAGCUCCCGGGGCGACACCAAUGACGAGGCCUUCCGGAAUGCGCUGAACAUGUCAUGUGAGCAGGGGCGGCGGCAGUGGUGUUGCGAUGGGCGAGGCGUCCAAGGCCCAUGCCGUGGGAGGAACUGUUGGUGAUGGUACCCGCACACGCAGCGGAUACAGGAAUGGUAGAUGCGAUGGGAUGCGAUGCGAUGCACAGAGACCAGACCAGCCAGAGGGGACCCCGUCAGUCAUGUCAUGGAUCUAUCUAUCCUUUGUGUGCUGUGUGUUCGCCCCAGAUGUGCCGGCGAGUUUGUUCGGUGAAUACGCCCCCAUCAUGCCCCGCGCCGGCAUCCCCAACCCCGGCCCCGUCACCCGUGCCAGUCACAUCAGAUACGCCCAGCAGCUGCCCAAUGGCUACCCGUACCAACUGCGGCAGCACCCGUACCAACUGCGGCACCACCCGCAGGCCGUGACACUGUGGGGGCAGUGGCCUGCCGGUGCGGCGACUGCAAGGGAGGUGCCCGUAGCACACCCCCACAGCCAUCCUAACCCUCACCCGCAGCACCAUCAUCCCCAGCCCUUCCCGGCGAUUGCACAGGUGCUCCCACAGGCGACUGCAAGCGUCAUGGGCGGCGGUGGGGGCAUUGCUGAGAGUGCGAUGCAGCGGCUGCUGAUGGCCCAGAUGUACCCCCAGCACCACCUCAACACCCGCCACCGAUAGAACCGACCGAGGUGCGCAUUGGGUGCUUGGAAGGAGAGUUAAGAGUUCACAUGACAGACAUUUGUGUGGCCUCUUCUCUCUCCCUCUCUCCCUCUCUCCCUCUCCCUCUGUGUGUGUGUGUGUGUGUGUGACUGUUCAGCCGCCUGUGCAUCCCCCCCACGUGGCGGAUGGGACGCCAGAUGGAUGGGUGGAUGAGCUCGGCUGGCGGAUGGCGGGCAGGGCAGGGCAGGGCCACGCGUCAGUCAGUCAGUCACUCCACGUGGUUGUUUUCUCGGCUCGGGGUGGGCGAGUGAGUGUGGCUGGGUUUGCUGCUCGCAUUUCUGCCUGCCUGCCUGCCCUGUGUGAUUGAGUCUCGUGUUGGACGGACUGCAAGCUUCAUGGGCAGCGGUCUGAGAGUGCGAUGGAUGGAUGCCGGCGGCACUGCCAUGGAGCGGACGAGAUCGAGCAGCCGCCCUAUGGUUUUUCGGCCGUCGAUAGGGUGCGCAUAAGAUCAGUCAUGAUGAUGUGUGGAUACCUGUGUGUGUACUGUGCAUUCGUAUGGCUGG
Molecule: messenger RNA, 2740 nt
Organism: Vitrella brassicaformis
Lineage: Eukaryota; Vitrellaceae
Source: the annotation of a GenBank genome assembly